Paramormyrops kingsleyae is the source of this 2581-nucleotide messenger RNA. RefSeq names its product gap junction protein alpha 10 b (gene gja10b). Gene Ontology annotation, molecular function: gap junction channel activity. Gene Ontology annotation, cellular component: connexin complex. Gene Ontology annotation, biological process: cell-cell signaling. The record is from RefSeq and is a predicted model, not a curated record. Lineage: Eukaryota; Metazoa; Chordata; Actinopteri; Osteoglossiformes; Mormyridae.
AUAUUGUUUCAGUCACAGUCACAACUGAAAGUUAUUUUGAGGCCAUUUGCAUUUUUGGUUAAAAGUGAAUGUCAAAAAAGUUCAUAAAGUUUAUGAAAUGUUUAUGACUUUUAAUAUAUAAAUGUGUACAGAAAUGAAAUUACUUUGGAUGAAUGUUUGCUUUUCUAGUUUUUGCUAAAGGAUAAGUCACAAAUUUGAUUUGGAAAUAUUCUUUAAAUGUGACUGGUUUUUAAUAAAACUAAUUUAUUUAGUUGGUGCAUUCAUUGUCUAAUUGGUGUUGGCAAAUAUAAUCGCAAGUGCAAAAAUACAAAGUCACUGCAAGGUAAUAAUGCUCAGUCAUCACCCAACUGACCAAGUAUACAUAAGGUGCAUUUCUGAGGUCAUAGGCGUGACCUUAUUUAAAAACCUCUUGGAAAUAACAGUUCCUGCCCAUAUUGGACUCUGCUGUUUAGCCUGCCGUCUUUCAUUGGCAAAUGGCCUAAACUAGCACACCAUGCAGUUGACUAUAAAAUCGGACGUGACUCAUUGAUCAUCUUGUCUGGCCCUAUGGAUUGGACAUUAGUUAAUUACUUUGCCAAACUUCAUAAAAUCAAGCAUCCUUAUGCUGUUGCAAACUGGUAGGAAUACAAGCCAAUCUCCAUUCUUCAAAUACAGGUAAACGCGGCGUAAUUUACCGUGCCGAACCACUGGGAAGAGCAUGUGCUCCUAGGGGUUAUAUUGAUGAAUAUGUGACUUUAUUUGUGAGCACCUUGUACUGUACAGUGCUGUCAACAACUGCAUUAUAAAAUCACCCCCCAGGCUAUUGUCCAGUUGGGUCCAGGUCGAUCUCAUCCUUCUAUAAACUGCACGAUGGAUCAUCAGCACAUUCACAUUAGCCAUCUCCACAGGCAGGACAGUGUUUGUUCAUUUUGUGGCCACUUUUUCACUGGUGCAGUGCUGAGAUUCCAUCUAGUCUAUUUAAAAGACUUUUUGGUGACAAUUUAUAACAGAAAACAUCACUGCGUUCUUUAUCGUUCUUUUAAAAAAAAUGAAACUUUGAGAACCUUGUUUAGAUCAGUCCUUCUCCCUCCUUUUCCGUGCAAAAUAUGUAGCUCUGAAGAUGGGGGACUGGAAUUUGCUAGGAAGCAUCUUGGAAGAAGUCCAUAUUCACUCCACCAUAGUGGGGAAGAUCUGGUUGACCAUCCUUUUCAUAUUCAGGAUGCUUCUCCUUGGUGUGGCCGCUGAGGACGUUUGGAAUGAUGAGCAAAGCCAGUUCACCUGCAACACAGAGCAGCCCGGCUGCAGUAACGUGUGCUACGACAAAGCCUUUCCGAUCUCACUGAUACGGUACUGGGUGCUUCAGAUCAUUUUCGUCUCUUCGCCAUCGCUGGUGUACAUGGGCCACGCUCUGUACCGCUUAAGGGCUCUUGAAAAAGAAAGGAGGAAGAAAAAGAUUCAGCUGAAGAUCGAGCUGGAGGACACGGAUCCCAUUCUGGAGGAGCACAAACGGAUGGAGAGGGAGUUGAGAAAGUUGGAAGAACAGAAGAAAGUAAGCAAGGCACCUUUACGCGGAUCAUUACUGCGCACUUACGUUUUCCAUAUCUUAACUAGAUCGGUGGUGGAGCUGGGAUUUAUACUGGGCCAGUAUGUCCUUUAUGGAAUUGGACUGGAGCCCUUGUACAAAUGUGAAAGAACGCCUUGCCCAAACAGCGUAGACUGCUUUGUUUCUAGACCGACGGAGAAAACAAUAUUCAUGGUGUUUAUGUUAGCGAUUGCCGGUCUUUCCCUGUCUCUCAACAUCCUCGAAAUAUCUCACUUAGGGGUGAAAAAAAUCAGACGAAGUUUAUACGGGAACGGCUGCGCGGGCGAUGACAGCAUCUGUAAACUGAAGAAAAACACAAUGCAACAAGUCGGUGUUCUUACAAGCUCGUCUCCGCAAAAGAUUAUACAAUUAACUACUUACCCAGGGCUGCCGUAUGGGCAGUUGGAGCCUCUUCCAGUGUACAUGCCUUCAUCUGGUCCCCCAGCAGAUAACGAGUCGCUGAAGCCAGACAGCAGCGCUGGGGAUCGUGAUCAUCUGAAGGUCUUCGAUCAGCACCACAGAGAACAGCUACAGCAGUCUAGUCAAGGCGAGAUCCAAGUCCAGCGGAUGUUUGGCGCCUCAGAUCGCCGAAAUACUUUGGAAACCCGAGACCAGUCAUCCAGUAGCGGUGAUUCAAAUGGGGGAAAUGGACCCAGGACACAAGGUUAUCCAGGUCAGGGAGGAGCGCACCCCAAACGAGCAUCUCACUCCAGCCACAUGGAGAUACCUGCGGCCGUCCGUAACGCAGUGCGCAGACAGAGUCGUAUAAGCUGCCACAAGGACUUCGGAGAAGAUCGGAGUGUUUCUCCGGACAGCGGCCACUACCCAUCAACGCGGAAGCCCAGUUUCAUGUCCCGCGAACUGUCCAAGAGCAAGCUGGCCAGCCCACCUGCGAGCCCGGCUUCGGGAAGCGGCUCCGGGUCCGACCCCAAGCGCAUCUCGCAGGCGGAGAGUCCGCCUGCGACUCCGCCCCCGGCGAGUGGAAGGAGGAUGUCAAUGGCAAGUACACAGAAAGCAUAA